Molecule: messenger RNA, 1590 nt
Organism: Lachancea fermentati
Lineage: Eukaryota; Fungi; Ascomycota; Saccharomycetes; Saccharomycetales; Saccharomycetaceae
Source: the annotation of a GenBank genome assembly
AUGCAGCUAUUUCCUAGGCACGGUGAAACUCACUUUGCAAAUAUCAAUUACGGUCUCUAUGCCCUUGCAGCUAGUGUGGUCUACGUGCUCGUUAUCAUUGUGGUUCGAAGAGUAGUUCCGUCAAGACAGAAAACUAAUUCUAAAUGGAAGAACUACAUUAUUCGUAACUUGUACUAUACAUCACCGUUAUUGCAUCUGUCUGUUCUAACAAUUGCGCUUGCUAUCCCAUUUGUGCAUCAUUACUCGGUAAAAGAAAAUGUAUCCCUAUAUGUGAAGCGAUUGGGUCGUCUCAGCUAUGUUCUAGUUAGUUUGAACCUGUUUAUUACAAUCAGGCCCAACUUUCUCAUGCCCGGUUACCAGUAUCUGGAUCUUAUACCUUUACACAAAUGGCUUUCCCGUGGAAUUGUCGUCCUAGCUUUGGUUCAUGGAGUUGCAUUCAUUAUAAUAUGGGUUCUUAGACCAAAUGUGUCUUUGAUUGAUAAAGCUAUCAAGAAUGUUUGGAACCUUAUUGGUGUCCUUUUAAGCAUAUUAUUAGUGGCCUUAGUAGCUAUAUCACUUAAACCAAUGCGGCGUUUCAGUUAUAAUACUUUUUACGCUAUACACACUAUCGCUUCGUGGGCUAUGGUCUAUCUCACCGCAUUACAUGCUAGACCAGGUGUUUUUAUUCCUUAUACCAUAAUAAAUUCAUGCAUUUUGCUGCUACAGAUUCUAUCCAAAUGCUUCUUCACUAGGCCUGUGGACUUGGUAUCCAAGCAUAAAACACAUGAAGGUUUGUGUAGAAUUGUUCUACCCCGCAAUGCGAUGCCUGAGCACUUCAGUCCUGGGAGUCACUUGAGAAUUUCACCUUACAGAAAGUUGAAUCCACUGUACUGGCUCCUUCCUUCACAUCCUUAUACUGUGGCAUCUUUGCCGGGGGACCAGUAUGUCGAGUUAGUGGUUAGAGAGCAUAGUGGUGGGUUUGAAUUCGAGCACGGCCGUCGCUAUACCAUUCAAAAUUUUUAUCGGUCUGUCUCUGGUGACUCUUUGCAAAAGGCUAAAAGGGUUGCCCUUGUCUGUGGUGGAAGUGGUAUCUCGUAUGCGUUGCCAAUCUAUAGAUACUUUUCAAGUCUUAACGGGAAUUCCCAAUUGAAUUAUAUCAAGCUGAUAUGGCUCGUUCGUGACUUGGACGAUUUGGCGGCUGUACAAGACAUGGACCUCGCAGACAUGGAAACUUCAACCUUUGAGAUAUUUCUAACGAAGGCGGUUCCUACGGAUGAUGCUGUGGAGGGCGGUUCUGAAAUUGUCAUGCAGAACAAUGACAACUUUGAUGAUUUGGAUUUCGAAUUGGAGUCUUUUGGUGAUCAAGUGGAUCAGAAUGGGGGACUUUUAGAGGGUGCCAAGAAGGCAGAUAAGCUUGCUUCAAAGCUUGCCUCUAAUAUUCACUUGGGUAGAAGAUUGGAUUGGUUUACUGAUCUUGCACAAUUCGUUGAACCGGAAGAGCUAGAUAACACUUGGUUAUUUCUUUGUGGUCCUAUGGGACUAAUAAACGCAGGGAAGCAAUUUGGAAGAGAUAAUAAGAUUAAUGUCUCUACGGAGGUUUAUGCCUUGUGA